AUUGCGUUUUGAACUCAAAGUACUAGUUUUUUUCGGGAACUUUUAUCUCUAUAAUCCACUAGACGGUAUACAUUGAGUAAUGCGCUGAUUGUGUUUACUUUUAUCAAACCAAGAAGGAAAUGGAACUGCACAACGAUCGUGCUAAAAGACAAUUAUACUGUGGAUUUUGGCAUGACCUACCAAAACGUCUAUCUAGAGCGGUAGAACACUUCUUUUAUCGGCUUGGAGUGCAUAUCGCUCAAAAUCCAUACAAAUGGAUAAGCGGAUGUCUCGUGGUAGUAUUAAUCUGUAUAAUCCUCGGCCUGUUUCGUUUCCGGCAAGAAAAGAAUAUUGUUAAACUGUGGGCUCCACCAGAUUCUACCUUUGCGAAAGCUACCGAAUGGUUAAUGUCGCAUUACCUGGAAACUCUGCGAAUUGAAACGUUUAUUCUAACUGGUGAUAAUGUUUUAGAACAGGAAACGCUUAUUAAGUUAAACGAGAUCACUAAACAAAUAAUUUCUAGUCAGACACCGAUCGAAAACAUUUCUUGGACCGAUGUCUGUAUGAA
Wasmannia auropunctata (little fire ant) is the source of this 547-nucleotide messenger RNA. RefSeq lists its product as uncharacterized. The record is from RefSeq and is a predicted model, not a curated record. NCBI's taxonomy places the organism in Eukaryota, Metazoa, Arthropoda, Insecta, Hymenoptera, Formicidae. The annotation marks the transcript as partial. The transcript has 3 exons.